GGCAUAUAGACGUGGAUCUGCCACUGAUGACGAUGCCCUUCUACCCUCCCUCAUGGGUGCCCGAGCUCCCCCUCGACACCAUCCCCGACUCGAUUCCAAUUAGUGAAUUCGUCCUGAACGAGACGUACGGGCGAUCCCCCCUCGUGCAUUCCAAGGCGCCCUUUGUGUGUGGAUUGUCGGGUCGUGCGUACUCGGCGUCGAAUGUCGCACUGCGCGUGGAAUUGCUGGCCAGAGCGCUCGCUCGUGAGUUCGCAUGGCAGCCCGGCACGGGCUCGUCGUGGAAGAAAGUCGUUGCUAUCUUUGCUUUGAAUACUAUCGACAGCUUACCACUGUCCUGGGCUGUUCAUCGUCUCUCCGGCAUUGUAUCGCCUGCCAAUGCUGCCUACAGCGUCUCCGAAUUGGCGUAUCAGCUCAGGGCUUCCAAGGCCAAGGCGCUUUUUACAUGCUGGCCCCUGCUGGCAACGGCGCAGGCGGCCGCGCGAAAUGCCGGCAUUGCCGAGAAGAAUAUCUAUAUCCUCGCGAUGCCGGAGGAGGCUCUUGCAGGAACAACCGGCAAGCUGGAGGGUUUCAAGACGGUCGAUCAGUUAAUCGCAGAAGGGCAGACAUCGCCCCCCGUGCAGGAAUUGGUCUGGGAAACGGGACAAGGGGCGAGACAGUGCGCGUUUCUGAACUUCUCGAGUGGGACGACUGGGUUACCGAAAGGUGUCAUGGUUUCACACCGGAAUGUCAUCGCCAACAUCUUACAGAUGUGCGCCUUUGAGAAUCCGAGUCGGAAACCGGCCCAGCAGAACGUCGUACUGGGAUUGCUGCCACAGAGCCAUAUCUACGGUUUGAUCGUGGUGUGCCAUGUCAGCAUCUAUCGAGGAGAAUCGGUGGUGGUUCUGCCGAAGUUCGACUUGAAGACUUUCUUGAAUGCCAUUGAACGAUUCAGGAUUAACGUCUUGUUCGUCGUACCCCCGAUCGUAAUCACUAUACUGAACUCCAAGCACGUUCUGGAUGGAUACGAUCUCAGUUCCGUCACGGAGAUCUUUACCGGAGCAGCUCCCUUGGAAGCUUCAACAUGCCACAUGCUGCUGAAGCAGUACCCAUCCUGGAAGAUCCGGCAAGCCUACGGCCUCACAGAAUCCGCGACCGUCGUCUCCGCAACGUCCGCAGACGACAUCGUGCUGGGAACAUCCGGUAGUCUCCUACCCGGUAUCCAAGCACGUCUGAUUUCCCUUUCCACAGGCGCCGAUAUAACCGAUCACAAUACGCCCGGCGAGUUACUCGUGCGGUCGCCCAGUGUAACCGUCCUGGGAUACCUGGGGAACCCGACGGCAACGGCUGAAACAUUCGGCACGCCAGGAGACGAGUGGUUACGAACGGGAGACGAGGCGAUGUUUGUACGAAAUGGCCCGGAGGGACACUCUCAUCUGGUCAUUGUGGAUCGGAUUAAGGAGCUUAUUAAAGUGAAGGGCCACCAAGUUGCCCCUGCUGAGCUGGAAGCAUGCCUCCUCGCGCAUUCUCUCGUGGCAGACGCUGCUGUGAUUUCUGUCCCGGAUCCGGCAGCCGGCGAGGUGCCCAAGGCAUUUCUCGUGCUCAAGCAGAGCGGCGCCGGGCAGAAACCGCUCUCGUCGGAGCAGAUCAAGACCGAGAUUCAGGAGUAUGUCCAGAAGGAAAAGGCGCGGUACAAAUGGCUGAAGGGGGGGGUGGAGAUCGUGGAUGCUAUUCCCAAGAGUCCUAGUGGGAAGAUCUUGAGGAGGGUCUUGAGGGAUGCUGAAAGGGAGAAGAGGAGGAUUGCUGCUACGUCUGCGAAGCUAUAACAUGUAGAAUAGACAGGCGUCUUUGCAGCGGUCUUGUUUCACCAACGGAGGACGCCUCUCGACAUUACAGCUCGACUGUUCCUUGUCAACGACCAGACAAUGCCAUCAAAGCUUCGAUCCAAC
Molecule: messenger RNA, 1925 nt
Organism: Monascus purpureus
Lineage: Eukaryota; Fungi; Ascomycota; Eurotiomycetes; Eurotiales; Aspergillaceae
Source: the annotation of a GenBank genome assembly